AUGAAAACAAAACAAGGAGAAACGAAUUAUAAGAAAAACGAGUGUAACAUUUGUAAUAAAGUUAUUAUUGGUAGUUCUUAUAAGUUUAGAUCACAUCUUUAUCAACACAGUGCCGUGAAAUCUCGUUUUAAGUGUUCUCAUUGCUCAAAAGAAUAUUUUAGACGAGAUGCUUAUGACAAACAUAUGGCUGUGCACACUGGUGCGAGGAAAUACCAUAUUUGUGAUUAUUGUGACCGUGGUUUCGUAGACAAACGCAAUUUAACAAGCCAUCUUAAAAUUCACGAUGAAUAUUUUCAUAAACCUAAGGAGCAGUACAAAUGUUACGUCUGCGGUAUAAGUUACUGUGAAGAACGCCUUCUCAAGUAUCAUAUUAGGAAGCAACACUUUAAUUUGCAUGCCAAAGAAUCGGCUCUUGAUAAAAAGAAGCCGAAUGAGACAUGGGUGGAGCGUGUUAUACAGUCGGAGAUUUGUGUUGAAAUGACCAAAGUUAAUGAAAGCACUAUAAUGAUUAAAAAAUCUCCGAAAACUGUGCCAUUUACACAAAACAAGCAAGCAUCGGAAAAGACAAAGUUUCGAGAGUAUAUUUCUUCUGUUUUUGCCAAGACUGAUAAGUCUCAGUACUCUAAGGCUGUAUGUGAUUAUUGUAAUAAAGAAAUGUUGAAGAAGAGUCUACAGUCACACAUCAGAGAGCGCCACCUGCUGCUCAAGAGGUUUAAGUGUGAAGAAUGCAACAUAAAAUUCAGUCGACAUUAUCAAUUGGUUAAUCAUGUCUGCGGUAAACCCUACAGAAAAAGGUUAAACAAAAGCAAAACUAGUUAA
Molecule: messenger RNA, 819 nt
Organism: Arctia plantaginis
Lineage: Eukaryota; Metazoa; Arthropoda; Insecta; Lepidoptera; Erebidae
Source: the annotation of a GenBank genome assembly